Molecule: messenger RNA, 3431 nt
Organism: Sardina pilchardus (European sardine)
Lineage: Eukaryota; Metazoa; Chordata; Actinopteri; Clupeiformes; Clupeidae
Exons: 13
Coding region: 135-2087 (650 amino acids)
Cellular component (GO): nuclear envelope; meiotic nuclear membrane microtubule tethering complex; membrane
Molecular function (GO): protein binding
Source: RefSeq, a predicted model, not a curated record
GUGGUACAACAGGCGAACAAGACUCCCAUUUGCAGUUUGAGUUGAGGAGCUACCUGAAGCCGGAACUUCAAAGCGGACGGUGUGUGGGAGAAGCCGGGCGCUUUAUUGGCAUCCCAGCGGGUGAUGCCAUCAUCAUGCCAGGAGAGGAGAGCCCCCCUGCAUCCGCGCCCAUCACCCAGGAGACCAGCGCUAUAACACCCGUGCCCAUCACUUGGGAGACCAGCGCCAUAACACCCAUACCCAUCACCCGGGAGACCGGCAGCCCAGGGUCCAGAGACCGGGAGGGGGCACUGCCAUCCUCGUCCUCCUCUCCUCCUCCGCUCCACCUUGGAUGGCUGGACCAGUACCUGGAGCCCACCAGGGGACUCAGCCAGACAGAUAGCCCAAAGGAAUGGCCCUGGCCUGGGCCCCUCUGCCAGGAUGGGUCCCUCUCUCUGGAGGGCCAGCUGGAGCGGCGCUGGCUGCAGUGGUACGAGUUUAUGACUGAUCGCUCUCACCUGGAGAACUGGCUCCAGCGGGCCGAGCAGAUGGCCGCCGCCCCCAACACCUGUCACGUCCCGCACGCCGUCGCCAAGGAGGAGCUCACCAAGUUCCAGGCGCUGCAGGCGGAGUGUCAGAGUCGCGUGGCCCAGCUGGACUCGGUGACCCUGCGGAGUCGCUCCCUGCUGCGCCUCUUUGACGGAGCCAUGCGGGCACGGCUGGUUGCCAUGGCGAAGGACUGCAGCCAGCGCUGGGACCGCCUCACCGAGGCUGUCGAGUGCAUCUGCCGUCGGCUACGGCACUGUGUGGGCCAGAGGGAGGCGUUUGAGCUGCAGCGGGAGGACAUGGCCGUGUGGCUGGCAGACAUGGACCUGCGCCUCACCGAGGUGGAGCACUGCUCCACCCACAGCACCGUCACCAAGAUGCACCAGCUCCAGAGCUUCCAGGAGGCGGUGGCGGAGAACGCGUGUCGUCUAAGUGGGCUCCUGGAGCUGGGGGAGGCUCUGAUCCAGCGCAGCGAGCCGUGCGACGCCCAGACCAUCGAGACCCAGCUGCAGGAGCUGCUCCUCUACUGCGCACACGUCUUCGAGGGAGUGGGUCGCCUACACACACGCCUGCUCAGCAUGAGACUGGUGUUUGAGGAGGACUGGGCUUUGGCUUCACAUGUGGACUCCGGGUGCCCGUCAGAAACGCCCCCUGAUGACGAGGAGUCCUGUGAUUGGUCGAGCCUCUCCAAGCCCAAGGCCGGCCCCGCCCCCUCCUCUCCGGACCACCUCCUGCUGGAGUGGGACCCUUCCGUGGACAUUGGCCGCUCCGUAUCCCACGACGACGCGGACUCAUGUUACUUCAGCGCCAUCACAGGUGGGGUUCUGGUGGAGGAGCUUCUGGGCCGAGUGACCGCCAGCAGGAAGAAAUCUGGCCUGAGCUCCAACGACUCUUACCGGCAUACAGCACACAAGGAGACUUCUCAUACUGACUCCAGCUACUUCCUCUUCACACAGGUGUGUGUGAGCAGAGGUGAAAGCACCACGCCAGUCCCACGAGCACCUGCGGCCACACCCUCAGGCCUCAGUGACUGCAGCGUUGGCAGCGUUGGCAGCGAUGGCGGCAGCGUCCACGAGCGGCUCGCCCUGCGGUACACCUCCACCCCCGCCGCGCCCGCACGCGCCCCGGAGCCAGUGACCUUUGACCCCGAGCGCAUCAGCGCAUGGCUGGGUCAGACGGGGUGCCACGUUGCCAAGGCGCCCGAGAGAGGGCCGUCCUCCAAGUCAGUCCAGACGGAGGACACUAUGGAGCGUCUGGAGGAAGGCCCCUUCUGCCCCAGCUAUCAGGAGGAGGAAGAGGAGGAGGAGGAGGAGGAAGAAGAAGAGGAGGAGGAGGAGAGGCCCCUUCUGAAACCCUGUGCCUCCUGGUGGCCGGAGGUCUCCACUGCGCGGCUGCGGAAGGUUCCCUGGAUCCUGUUGGUGCUGCUCGGCCUCCUGCUAGCCAUCCUGCUGGGGCUCGGAGUGGCCGCCUUGUACCCCGAGGUGGCAUGUCACCGUGCCAACGGACAGACGCGCUCCUUCCAACUGGCACUGCACUACGUCAACGGACCCCCACCCACCUGAGGGGAGAGGGCACCACUCACACACACACACACACGUGGUGAUGGUGAUGGUCGUGGGGGUGGUGGUGGUUGUGGGGAUGGUGUGUGUUUGUGUGGUAUGGUAUGUGUUAGGGCAUAUAAAGUAUCAAGGAUGCCAAUCUCUUGACACACACACACUGCUAAAUACCAUUUUAUCAUUAUGUGUGUGUGGUCAAACAACCACUAGAUCAAGAACAAAUGUAGACCUGUGUCCUUCAACAUACCUGGGCUAAUGGGAACCAUUGUAGGAAUUAACACUCUACUCUACACCCAAAGUGUGUGUGUGUGUGUGUGUGUGUGUGUGUGUGUGUGUGUGUGUGUGUGCAUAUACACACAUGUAAAAGGGUCUGGGAGAGUAACAACAAUCAGCAGAUCAGAUGUAGCCGUGCCUUUUCAAACCAAUAACAUUUAGGCCCCAUCUGAGCCAAAUCCUCUCCACAACCAGCAGCUAUGUAGAUGGUGCUUUCCCCCUCUCUUUUGUAGAAGAACCACUAAGCUAAGGUAGCACUUAAAUAUCGGAUCUGUGCAUGUUCAAUAUGUAUGACCGUAGAUAAGCUGAUUAGGUAGCGGAAAUUGUAUAGCGGAGACUGAAUGAAUGUAAUGCGCUGUAGCUGUGAGCCGCAGGGUAGAAAAGUCGCCGGCGCCAUUUCAUUUCCAAAGGGAACCUUCAGGUGCAACCGUAGUGCUGGGUACCAUCCUUCUAAAACAUGUGUCAAUAGACGUCAAUAAAUAAAUGUCAAUAAAUAAAUGUCAAUAAAUCAUUGGAUAUGGUAGUCCAGUGGGAAGAGUGAUCAGAUAUAUUGUGCCUUUCACAUAAUGCCUUUAGAUGAGAUUUGCAGUUUGACAGUGUACACUGAAAAAGAAGCAUGUUCCCUUCUAUGCAGGGUGUGUAUAUAGACAGGCUUGGUCAUUUCAGAAAUGUGUCUGUAUGAAUUAUUUUGUGUGUGUGUGUGUGUGUGCGUAUGUGUGUGCAUGUGUGUGUGCACGCAUCUGUGUAUUAUUGCUGUAAUAUUUUUGUUUGUUUGGUUUUGUUGGUCCACAGCCUGGGGCUUGUAAGACUCAGUCUGCCCUCACGUAACACCAAAGAUUUCUGCCUAAAGCCAAUGGUAACCACUUCAUAAAUAACGCUGUUCUGCACUUCUAAAGUGUGUGCAAGUGUCUGUGUGUGUGCGUGUGUGUGUGUUUGUGUGUGUGGUUUCGGGAAUACAUGUUCAACGCUUCAAAUCAGUAGUUUGACUGUAGCAAUGCUUUUUGAAACAAAACAUUUAUCCUAGAAAUGAUUGUUUUAUGAUCAUCAGACUGUACAUUUAUUUGUUUUCAUAUCACA